GUGCAGUCACGCUUACUCUCCUUCGCGACACCAAUGCCUCAAUCCAUUCACCUCCUCGUCGUCCUUCUCCUACUCUUAUCGUACUCCGCGGUCGCGGAGGCCGGCGGAGGAUGGGCGCCGAGAUUCCGGGAGGCCCCCCAGUUCUACAACUCGCCAGGCUGCCCCCCUCCUCUUCCGCCCUCCUCCGCCGCGGCCUGCUCGCCGUCGGCGAUGGUCCACGUCGCCAUGACCCUCGACGUCGCGUACCUCCGCGGGUCCCUGGCCGCCAUCCUCUCCGUCCUCCAGCACACCUCCUGCCCGCAAUCCGUCCAGUUCCACCUGGUGGCCUCCUCCUCCAUCGCCGAGCUCAACGCCACCAUCGCCACCUCCUUCCCCUCCCUCUCCUUUCGGAUCUACCCCUUCGACGACUCCCACGUCUCGGGUCUCAUCUCCACGUCGAUCCGCUCCGCGUUGGACCGCCCGCUCAACUACGCGCGGUCGUACCUCGCGCGUUUGCUCCCCGACUGCGUCCGCCGCGUGGUAUACCUCGACUCCGACCUCAUCCUCGUCGACGACAUCGUCGCCCUCGCCUCCACCCCGCUCCCCGACGGCAUCGCCCUGGCGGCGCCGGAGUACUGCAAUGCGAAUUUCACCUCGUAUUUUACGCCAUCUUUUUGGUCCAAUCCGGCGCUCUCCAUGGCGUUCGAAGGGCGGAAGGCUUGCUAUUUUAACACCGGGGUGAUGGUGAUGGAUCUGGGGAGGUGGAGGGAAGGGGGGUACACGGAGAGGAUAGAGGAGUGGAUGGAACUCCAGAAGCGGAUGCGGAUCUACGAGCUGGGGUCGCUGCCGCCGUUCCUCUUGGUGUUUGCGGGUCGGAUCGCGGCGGUGGAGCAUCGGUGGAACCAGCACGGGCUCGGGGGGGACAACUACCGGGGGUUGUGCCGUGAUCUCCACCCGGGUCCGGUAAGCCUCAUCCAUUGGAGCGGGAAAGGGAAGCCUUGGGCUCGGCUGGACGCCGGCCGGCCAUGCCCGCUUGAUGCUAUCUGGGCUCCCUACGAUCUCCUCCAGAGCCCCUUCUCCAUCGACGACUCCUGAAGCUGCUCCUCCUCCACCACCACGACCCGGAUCCGCUCCACUAGAUCCGGAUCCGAUAUUUCCUUUUGACCUUUUAAACUUUUUCCUUUUUUAUUGUUACUUUAAGAAACAGAACUUUCCGUUAUUUGAAGUGUAAAAAAAAGAAUACCUAUAUAUAUAUAUAUAUAUAUAUAUAUAUAUAUAUA
Messenger RNA from Elaeis guineensis (African oil palm), 1259 nucleotides. Its product is annotated as probable galacturonosyltransferase-like 1. NCBI's taxonomy places the organism in Eukaryota, Viridiplantae, Streptophyta, Magnoliopsida, Arecales, Arecaceae. Gene Ontology annotation, molecular function: glycosyltransferase activity. The record is from RefSeq and is a predicted model, not a curated record. Gene Ontology annotation, cellular component: Golgi apparatus.